AUGGCCCAACAGCGUCUUCGGGGUCUUCUAAAGCGGUUCGACAGAGAUCCAGCAUUCGAAACCGACUAUCGAGUUGCUAUGAAGAAGACGAUCGACAAGGGCUAUGCCUCCAUACAUUCCGAAGAGGAAGCAGCUUGCUUUCUGUGGCAGGAUCCUGCGGCUUCCAAAACUCUAGUAUGCCGGAUGAAUCGCUUACCCUUCGGUGCGACCUGUUCUCCAUUUAUCGCCAUCCACACCACUCGAUGGGCCGCUAUGGAUGCAGAGGUGGGAGAAGAAAUCGCCAACGCUGUCAAGACGAAGAUGUACGUCGACGAUUAUUUGGGAUCAGCCACAACGGUCGACGAAGCGGUAAAGGAGGCCGCAACCGUAAGAAAAGCAUUGGCUGCAGCUGAUUUACAUUUUCAGAAGUGGAUCUCCAACUCUGUCGAUUUCGUUCGGGAGAUGCACGGAAGAGAUGGGCCAUCAGUAUGUCCGCCGUCAGAUUUACAGCUGGCGGAUAGUGGGAGUGAGAAAGUGCUGGGAGUGGUUUGGAACUUUCGGGACGAUACGCUGGGUUUUCGAGUCAACUGCCCGCAAGACGAGGAAUAUACUAGGAUCAGCCUCACUAGUAAAGUUGCUUCCGUGUUCGAUCCGCUAGGAAUAGCUGCACCAUUUGUCGUAAAGGCCAAGAUUCGGUUGCAAGAACUCGGAAUUAAAGGAUUGAAUUGGUCUGAUCCCGUGGAUGAAAAUGAUCGAGCUUGGUGGGAUUCCUGGUUUACCAGCCUUCGAGAGCUCGUUCGGGUCUCCAUUCCCCGUUGUUUAUUUUCUGAACAAUCUGAAAUCGGAAAUUCCCAGCUGCACGUUUUCGGAGACGCUCCCGAAGAAGCGUACGCGGCGGUGGUGUAUCUCCGCAACGCUUAUCGUUCUGGAAGUGUCCAAGUACGGAUGGUAAAAGCCAGCAGUAAACUCGCGCCUAAAAAGACGCUGUCGGUACCAAUGCUGGAAUUGAACGUUGCCCUGCUUAGCUCCCGGAUCGCCGCAGCCAUUCACAGCUCCCUAACACAUCCGAUCCAGCGACGAUUCUUCUGGACAGACAGCAGCACCGUGCGUAACUGGAUUAGAGCCACUGCAUCUUUUUACCAGGUUUUCGUUUCUAAUCGGAUCGGCGAAAUUCAAACUCUAACCGAGACAGAAGAAUGGCGCUUCGUCCCCGGACGCCAGAAUCCAGCGGACGCCACCCCACGCUGUUCCAUAGGUGACAGAGUGUUUCCCAAAAGCUGGCAAGACGGCCCAGAAGUCCUCUUUAAAGCUGAGUCGGAGUGGCCUCAAGAUCUGCCAUGGAUGGCCGCAACGCUGGAACUGAAGCACAUCAAGCAGUACCAUGUUCGAGCAGCUUCGGAUCCAUUUGACUGGUCGGAAUUCCAACUAGAUAAGACUAACCUCUCUUCCUUUUUAAAGUUAGAAGGUGACGCAUUAGAGCUGGUCAAGAGAUGUCAGAUGGAAGCUUUCUUCGACGAGAUCCAGUCGCUUCAACGAGGAAAACCUCUGCCAUCCGCUUCACAUCUUCUAUCUCUCAGUCCAACCAUUGGAGAAGACGGUUUACUGCGUUUAGGAGGACGAAUCGAACGAUCCAAAUUGCCGUACGAUAAUCGACAUCCUCCUUUGCUGCCGAACAAACAUCCAUUAACCGAGAAGAUAGUCAAAAUUGUACAUGAAGAAAUGCAUCAUGCCGGCACAGAUUAUUUGUUUGCCAAGCUUUGCCAACAUUUUUGGAUCAUCCGGGGGAGGGAAGUGGCCAAGAAGAUCCGUAGGCUUUGUCCGUCUUGCAUCAGGGAGAGAGCGGUACCCGCGGCCCAAAUGAUGGGUGACUUACCGGCAUUUCGACUUAAUUCUUUUUCGCCACCUUUCACUCAUACAGCCGUGGACUAUUUCGGCCCUCUGAAAACAAGUCCGGGUCGAAAUAGAGUCCUCAAAAGAUACGGUGCGCUUUUUACGUGCUUGGUGACCCGUGCUGUGCAUUUGGAGUUGGCGGAGUCACUUUCGUCAGAGGAUUUUUUGCUCGUUUUCAGGCGUUUCAUCGGCUUGUUUGGUAAGCCAGCGUCCGUACACUCCGACAAUGGAACGAACUUUGUCGGGGCAGAAAGAGAAUUAAACGACCUUGUUCAGAAUCGACGAAAUUUUUCCCGUGCUGUAAAGUCGCCGUUGAACAAAGUGGGUGACUGA
Molecule: messenger RNA, 2202 nt
Organism: Daphnia carinata
Lineage: Eukaryota; Metazoa; Arthropoda; Branchiopoda; Diplostraca; Daphniidae
Exons: 1
Coding region: 1-2202 (733 amino acids)
Molecular function (GO): nucleic acid binding
Source: RefSeq, a predicted model, not a curated record